UCGGGCAUCCGAAUCAUCCAAUCAUAUCGCUUCUUUACGCAGAGGGCGGGUACUUCCGGGUUGCAGUAUAAACCCGAGGCCUGCGCGUGUGCUUGUAACAGCUUUCCUCCUUCUGCUCCGGGUUUAUUCGCUGUAAAGCAUGGCCGAGAAUGACGCCGAUAACGAGCUGUUGGACUACGAGGAGGACGAGGAGCCUCAGGGAGCACCGGAGAGCGCCACCCCAGCUGGGAAGAAGGAGGUGAAGGGUUCCUACGUGUCCAUCCACAGCUCCGGCUUCAGGGACUUCCUGCUCAAACCCGAGCUCCUGAGGGCCAUCGUGGACUGCGGCUUCGAGCAUCCGUCAGAAGUGCAGCACGAGUGUAUCCCACAGGCCAUCCUGGGCAUGGACAUCUUGUGCCAGGCGAAAUCAGGUAUGGGGAAGACGGCGGUGUUUGUUUUGGCCACUCUGCAGCAGAUCGAGCCCGUGGAUGGACAGGUGUCGGUGCUGGUGAUGUGUCACACGCGUGAGCUGGCCUUCCAGAUCAGCAAAGAGUAUGAACGCUUCUCUAAGUACAUGCCCACGGUCAAGGUGGCCGUGUUCUUCGGCGGUCUGCCCAUCAAGAAGGACGAGGAGGUGCUGAAGAAGAACUGCCCGCACAUCGUGGUGGGAACGCCGGGACGCAUCCUCGCACUCGUCCGCAACAAGACGCUCAGCCUCAAAAACGUCAAACACUUUGUUCUGGACGAGUGUGAUAAGAUGCUGGAGCAGCUCGAUAUGAGGCGUGAUGUGCAGGACAUCUUCAGACUCACCCCUCAUGAGAAACAGUGUAUGAUGUUCAGCGCCACCCUGAGCAAAGAGAUCCGGCCGGUCUGUCGCAAGUUCAUGCAGGAUCCGAUGGAGGUGUUUGUGGACGACGAGACGAAGCUGACGCUGCACGGCCUGCAGCAGUACUACUGCAAACUGAAGGACAGCGAGAAGAACCGCAAGCUCUUCGACCUGCUCGACGUUCUCGAGUUCAACCAGGUGGUGAUCUUUGUGAAGUCUGUGCAGCGCUGUGUGGCUCUGUCUCAGCUGCUGGUGGAGCAGAACUUCCCAGCCAUCGCCAUCCACAGAGGCAUGGCUCAGGAGGAGAGGCUGUCACGCUACCAGCAGUUUAAGGACUUCCAGAGGAGGAUCCUGGUGGCCACUAACCUGUUCGGCAGAGGGAUGGACAUCGAGAGGGUCAACAUCGUCUUCAACUACGACAUGCCUGAGGACUCGGACACGUACCUGCACAGGGUCGCCCGUGCUGGUCGUUUCGGCACUAAAGGUCUGGCUGUAACCUUUGUGUCCGACGAGACGGACGCCAAAACGCUGAACGACGUGCAGGACCGCUUCGAGGUCAACGUGGCCGAGCUGCCAGAAGAGAUCGACAUCUCCACUUACAUUGAGCAGUCCAGAUGAGUCGUCGUGUCGUGUCGCGCCUGAGGACCACCAGCUCGCAGACGUACCCGUGAUCAUGUCGUCGUUGCCUGGCUGCUGGAGGAGUCGCCUCCGGUGCAUGCUACCGGUUUUAAAGUUCUGCACCAUGACACCGUUUUUAACUUUUUACUGUUUCUCUUUCGGGAUGGGAGGAAGGGAGGGGAGGAAAAGAUGUCUGCUUUUUGUCCCAAGUCAUCUGUUUUUUGUUUUAAAGGAAUUAAAACUUUUUAUACAGUUACUGUUUAUCGUGUUGUUGCUGUUUGACUGCCUCUAUUAACACCAGUCUAGCCAGAGUGCAUUCAUAAUGAUUCAUCACAAUGGUGUUUUAGUGACUUAAUGAAGAUCAGUGACUAGUUUUAUGGUUAAAAUCUCAGUCCCGGUGACUUUCAAGUUGCUUUUUUUUUUUUGCUGUAAAUUUAGCAGUG
Pangasianodon hypophthalmus (striped catfish) is the source of this 1866-nucleotide messenger RNA. RefSeq names its product DEAD (Asp-Glu-Ala-Asp) box polypeptide 39Ab (gene ddx39ab). Gene Ontology annotation, biological process: mRNA export from nucleus; mRNA splicing, via spliceosome. The transcript has 10 exons. The coding region runs from base 140 to 1423 and encodes 427 amino acids. Gene Ontology annotation, molecular function: RNA binding; ATP binding; RNA helicase activity. The record is from RefSeq and is a predicted model, not a curated record. NCBI's taxonomy places the organism in Eukaryota, Metazoa, Chordata, Actinopteri, Siluriformes, Pangasiidae.